Messenger RNA from Bubalus bubalis (water buffalo), 1493 nucleotides. RefSeq names its product maestro heat-like repeat family member 5. Lineage: Eukaryota; Metazoa; Chordata; Mammalia; Artiodactyla; Bovidae. The coding region runs from base 256 to 1371 and encodes 371 amino acids. Gene Ontology annotation, cellular component: cytoplasm. The record is from RefSeq and is a predicted model, not a curated record. The transcript has 5 exons.
UGUACUCACCAGUGUUUCUUACCUUGAUCCCCUGGGGUUCCCCUUGUCAAAGGCCCCCCAGGGAGACUUGCAGGCUGGAGGGACAAAUUCCGGAACGACAGCCUGUGAACAUGACCCUCCAGCUGACCGUUGGCCCCUGUAGCAGUUCUUCCAAAUCCUGAAGAGCGUUUCCUCAUUCUCGAGCAGGAGCCUGGACUCUGGGUCGUCGAGGACGCCUCCUCCGGGCCCGCCUCCUCCAACUCUGUCCGUGUCCUCAUGCAGCUGCUGCAGUGCCCGGACGUGGCGGCCGCUGCCGACGACGAGAUGGUCAGGACCCUGGCCAACUGGUUCCAGCGCGAGGAGCCGGCCGUUGUGAAGCUGCUGCUGCGGGCAGUGGGGAUCCUCUCGAGGCACGAGAACACGGGGAAGCAGCUCCGUGCCCUGCAGCCCUACGUGCUCAGCUGCUGCUACUCUGCGGACGGCAGCGUCGUGGCGGAGACCUUCCAGGUGCUCAGGGACCUGGUGGACCAGCUGCCCUGGCAGCACUCGGCUGCCUUCCUCAUCCAGCUUGCGUUCACCCUCGCACCCUUCCUGGAGGAGGUGCGUCCCCCAAGGCCUGUCUCCCUCCUGGGGCAUCGUCUGUCCAGUAACGGGGUGGCCAGAACUGUCUCCGAGGCCCUCCGGCUAGACGGCGACGCCUGCGAAGGGGCUGACAGCCAUGGCCCCCGGCCUGGGGAUGGUCCAGAGGGCAGAGGGCAGUCGCAGUGGGGUCGUGAUGACGGGGGCCCUGCGGACGGUGGGGGGCUCAGGGCCACCGUCUGGAAGGCGGGGCUCCACUGCCUGCCCCUCACGUGGGUGCACGUGUGUGUUCUCCCCCAGGAGUCCGAACAUCUGCGCCUGACAGCCUUUGAGAUCUACGGGGCUCUCCUGGCCAAGGUUAGCAGGAGGGUCUUUGUCUUCCCCUUGAGGCACCAGGUCCUCAACCUGCUCAUCCUGCUCGUACUCCACCUGGAGGAUGCUAACGGCAGAAUAGCUCAGAUCGCCCGGCCCACACUCUGCCACCUGGCCACCUUGCUGGGCUGGUCAAAGCUCAGGGCGACUUUCGCUGAGAAAGACGUAUGGACCAUCCUCAGUGCCCUGCUGCAGCAGGAGGUGGACCGAGCCCUCUGGUUCCUGAAGCAAAGCGUACAGCUCUUCAGGAGCCCGCAGGUCCCCAUCCGUCGGGCCGCCGUGUGGUUCGCAGCCCUGAGGCACAUGCGGGCAGACCCGGACCCCACGGUCAGCUGCCUCGCCACGCAGACCUCCUACAUCCUGGAGGCCAAGGAAAAGACGUGGGUCGCCAGCUCCACCUCCUGCUUCUGCCCCAGGAGGCUGCGGAAGGCCUACUUCUGAGCCCGCGGCUCGUCAGACGAGACUGCGGCAGCGGAGACCACGGCCUGGCUUCUGAGCCCUGCUCUAGACGAGGGGUGUCCCUGCAGAGCUUCUGUAAUAAAAGGAGAAAGCGGAGACUUCCA